AUGACUCCUGAUGAAAAAUUUAACUUGAUCACCAAGAAUUUACAAGAACAUUUAAAUGGUGAUAUCAUUAAAAAAAUUUUAAAUGAUGAUGAAAGACCUUUAAAAAUCUAUUGGGGUACUGCACCAACAGGUAAACCACAUUGUGGAUACUUUGUUCCAAUGAUUAAAUUAGCUCAUUUCUUAAAAGCUGGAUGUGAAUUAACUGUUCUCGUAGCUGAUUUACAUGCUUAUUUAGAUAACAUGAAAGCUCCAUUGGAAGUUGUUAAUUAUAGAGCUAAAUAUUAUGAAUUUAUAGUUAAAUCCAUUUUAAAAUCCAUUAAUGUUCCAGUUGAUAAAUUGAAAUUCGUUUAUGGAUCAUCUUAUCAAAAAGGAGGUCAAUAUACCAUGGAUUUAUUCAGAUUAUCAAAUAUGGUCAGUCAAAAUGAUGCUAAAAGAGCUGGUGCUGAUGUUGUUAAACAAGUUGCCAAUCCUUUAUUAUCCGGAUUGAUUUAUCCUUUAAUGCAAGCAUUAGAUGAAGAACAUUUAGGAUGUGAUGUUCAAUUUGGUGGUGUUGAUCAAAGAAAGAUUUUCGUCUUAGCUGAAGAAUAUUUACCAAGUCUUGGUUAUAAAAAGAGAGCUCAUUUAAUGAAUGGUAUGGUUCCAGGUUUAAACCAAGGUGGAAAAAUGAGUGCUUCAGAUCCAAACUCUAAAAUUGAUAUCAUCGAAACCGAUAAGAAUGUUAGAAAGAAAGUUGGUAGUGCUUAUUGUGCUCCAGGUGAAAUUGAAGGUAAUGGUGUUAUUUCAUUAAUUGAAAAUAUUAUUCAACCAAUUCAAGAAUUGAAAGCUGAUAAAGAAGGAGUUUUCGAAUUUUUCAUUGAUAGACCAGAAAAAUAUGGUGGAGCUAUCAAUUAUACUUCAGUUGAACAAUUAAAAGAUGAUUUCAAAAAUGAAAAAUUAUCACCAGUUGAUUUGAAAGCUGGUUUAGCCGAUCAAUUAAUAAAAUUAUUAGCUCCAAUAAAGGAAGAAUAUGAAAAUAAUAAAGAAUUCCAAGAAGCUGAAGCUAAAGGUUACCCUGCAGCUGAAAUUAAAACUAAAAAGGAUAAAAAACCUAAAAACAAAGGUACUAGAUACCCAGGUGGUGAUAAAUCCAAAACCCCAGAAGCUGAAGUUACUGAAAAAUUAAACGAAACAACCUUAUAA
Yamadazyma jaroonii is the source of this 1179-nucleotide messenger RNA. The record is from the annotation of a GenBank genome assembly. Lineage: Eukaryota; Fungi; Ascomycota; Pichiomycetes; Serinales; Debaryomycetaceae.